AUGAGCAGACCAGCAGAUAAGAAUGAGAAGGUCAUUCGUGAUCUCUUAAAGUUACCAGAGAAUAUGAAAUGUAUGGAUUGUCCAAUCAAAGGUCCUGUCUAUGCAUGUUUAGAUCUCGCAACUUUUGUUUGUCAAUCAUGUAGUGGUAUUCAUUCAAACAUGGGUAGAAGAGUUAAAUCAGUAUCGAUGGGAUCAUUCAAACCAGAGGAAAUUCAAAAGUUGCAAAACGGUGGAAAUAAGGCUGCUCGUGCCUAUUGGUUGGCUCGUUGGAGACCCGACGACUAUCCAGAACCAGAGGAAGGUGAUUCCCAACGUAUCAGAAAGUUCAUCGAGUUGAAAUAUAACAAUAAACAAUGGGUCGAUAAUAACUCUGGUGGUGGUGGUGGCGGUGGUAUCUCACAACCAAAGAUUGAACCACUCUCCAAUAUUCUCGGACCUGACAUUCCACCUAUCCGUGUUGCACACGAUAGAAAUUCACAACAAUUCCAACAACAAGAUUUAUUCAAUAAUAAUAAUAAUAAUAAUCAGAAUAUAAAUAGUAAUAAUAAUAAUAAUCAACAACAACAACAAUAUCAACAACAACAACAACAACAACCACAAUCAAUUCAACAUACACAAGUUUAUAAUAAUAAUCAGAAUAAUCAGAAUAAUAGUGUAACAUCACCUAAUCUUUGGACCGAUAAACCAGGUAGCUCCAACGGACAGAAAUCAUCUGCGACAUCGCUGUUGGAUCUCAAUGAUAUAUUCUCUUCACCAGCUACCACUCCACAGGUACAGUCUUACAAUAAUCCGAGCAAUCAAUGGGCUACCACCAAUAGUAAUCCAAUGAUGGGAAUGGGUAGCAAUAACAUGAACAGUAAUAAUAGUAGUAAUAAUAAUAUCAAUGGUGGUGGUGGUGGUGGUCUUUGGGAUAAUAACCAAUGGCCAACUCAAGCUAAACCUGCAGCUCAACAACCACCAGCAUUCAAUCAUCAGAAUUCAUUCAACCAAUUCCCACAACAACAACAACAACAACAACAGCAAUACAAUCAACAACCACAACAACAGUUUAAUCAAUUCCAACAACCAUUCAAUCAAUCACCACCAUUCACUUCUCAAAAUUCAUUCAAUCAAUUCCCACAACAACAACAACAACAACAAUACAAUCAACAGCAACAAUUCAAUCAAUUCCAACAACCACAACAAUUUAACCAACAACCAAACCAAAUGCAACCAAGUAUGGGACUUGACUACUGGAAUCCCAAUGCAAACAACAAUGCUGCUUUUUCACAACCAAUACAACCACAGGGUGCUCAAAGUCAAAACCAAAACAAUCCAUUCUCACCACAACCUGAAAAGAAAGAUUACUCUGCUUUUGCUAAUUUGUCACCAUUUGCUAAUGUAAAUUCAAACUCAUCAACUCCAAAUGCAUUUGCCAAUCAAUCGCCAACAGGCUCGUUCAAGGCAAACAAUAACAGUAACAUCUCUAGUCAAGGUGGUAACAAGGUGAACCCAUUCGAAUCUACAUUUAAUGUGAAUCCAUCGAUGCCUCUAAGCAGUCACGGCAAUAAGACCUCGUCAAAUCCUUUUGCAAAUGGCGGUGCUGCACUUCCUGCAACUACAAGCUCAGGAACAUUACUUGGAAACAACCAAAACAACCCAUUCAAUAACCAAAACGACUUUUUUGGCAAUAAUAAUAAUAUGCCAGCCACAAUAAACUCACAGGGUGCUGGUGGCGUUCCCCCGAGAGCUUCUUGUGCUAGAGGGUUAGAGGAAUCAGGAAUAAUAUUCUGUGGUGUAUGUUUAUUUAAUAUUGUAUUUGCUCAAGAUCAAUAUCCUGUUGAUCAAAAAGCUAGAUGUGAACCAUACGUCGGAGAUCCUCCAUCAAAAAAACUAUGUGAUGGUAAAAUUGUAAAUCCAAAAUCUAUUUAUGUUGCAGGUGAUCAAACUCAAGAAGAUUUACAGAAGAGUGUCGAAUUUUUGUUUGGAUUUUUAUCAACAUCAGGUUCAGAUGAAUGUAAACAAUCUGUAAAUACUACUGUUGGGAUUUGUGCAAUGUAUUUAAGAGAAUGUGAAUAUGUAACAUUGUCAACAAAUCAAAAAAUAGCUGUCCCAGUUAGACCAUGUAAACAUUCUUGUACAGAGAUGUUUAAUUUCUGUCAGAUUACACCAAAUCCACUUUUAAAUUGUGAUUUACAAGAGAAUCCUCCAGUUGGAAAAAUAUUUGUUGAACAAUAUAGUUCAUAUAACCUCUCUUCCGUGGAUAAAUCAGCAAGCUCAAAUUUCACUGUCCAGUGCGAAGAUGUCAGUCAAGCCGUGGCUUUUUUGAACUUAACCAAUUCGAAUCAGACUGAAAACUUUUCAAAUUGCUUGGCACCACUUGUACCUUACAAUACCUCGGAUCGUGCCUUUGCAGAAGCUAACGGUGUCCAAUACACAAGUAACGUAUCCAUCUGUGCCGUUACAUGUCCUGCCCCAAUUUUUACUCGAGAAACUUGGAAGAGAAUCUAUGCAAUGAAUGAUACUUUAACCUAUCUUUCAUUUGCUUCCUCGAUUUUCUUGGUGAUUACCUACGGUUUCUUGAAUCCAAAGAAGUCCAGAUAUGACCGUAUCAAUCUUUGUUUUAUUGCUGCCGUCUGUAUGAUUUGUGUUUCUGGUCUUAUUGUUUCUUUCAAUGGAACCGAGAAGACAUUGUGUCCUACCAGUUAUAGAUUUUCAGUAUUCACCGAUGCCCCAUGUACAGCAUCAGCUUUCAUUCUUCAUAUUUUUGCUAUCUAUGCAGUUUUAUACUGGGCAAUUAUGGCUUUUGAAAUCUGGUGGGGAAUUAAAAAAGUUGGUGGUUUUAGAAAAGAUCUAUUUUGGUAUUAUGCUGCCGGAACAUCUGUUAUUGCUUGGAUAUUUCCUUUAAUUGCCAUUGGUAAAAAGCAAUAUCACUCUGGACUUGCCAAUGUGUUUUGUUGGAUAGAUUCUGGAAAAUAUCAGGUUGCUUUGUUUUGGGUACCACUUGGUGUAAUCUUGCUGGUAGGAGCUACUUUUAUGUUCUUAUUGAUGCAUGAAAUUUAUAAAAUUGUAUCAGCAUCAUCAGGUUCAAAAGGAAAGAAUGCAAAAAUUGAAAUAUUGAAAGUAGAAGCUAAACCAAUCAUUGGUGUAAUUUUAUACUUUUCACUGUUUCUUUAUUUGUUUAUCUAUACAAGAUACGUUCAAGAUAAUUACAAACGAUUCAUUGCUGGAAUUCCUGAAUGGUUCAAUUGUGUUGUUCAGGCACAGGGUGGAAAAGGUGAUCCAUACAGUUGUAUAGUUAAAGGACCGAAUCCAGCCGGUGUGGGAUAUUUCAUUUUCUGUGUAAGAGUGUUUGCUUUGGUUUGUUUCCUUUUGAACGGUAUUUCUAGUAGAUCCUUAAAGAUUUGGAGAGAAUCCUUUGUAUUCAACAACAGAUUAGUCAAACAGUUGAGAUCAUUCACAAGCAAGAUGACUUCUUCCACCGUGUCACAAAGUACAAAUAACAGUAAUACAACUUUCCCAUCUGCUCCCUCUCAAUAUGAUUCUCGUAAUUCAUUGGAUACUCCAUACUCCAUAGAACUCAGAGAGGAAGAAAGUUAA
Heterostelium album PN500 is the source of this 3579-nucleotide messenger RNA. Its product is annotated as Arf GTPase activating protein. NCBI's taxonomy places the organism in Eukaryota, Evosea, Eumycetozoa, Acytosteliales, Acytosteliaceae. Gene Ontology annotation, cellular component: membrane. The coding region runs from base 1 to 3579 and encodes 1192 amino acids. Gene Ontology annotation, biological process: cell surface receptor signaling pathway. The record is from RefSeq and is a predicted model, not a curated record. Gene Ontology annotation, molecular function: transmembrane signaling receptor activity; GTPase activator activity. The transcript is spliced from 9 exons.